AUGUGAAGUAAGAUAUAGCGUUACAUGAACGCCAACCAGAAUAGACCAGCUUUACAGUCCAAUGGUCAUCUCGCACAGCACAGGUGUAUCAAACGUACAAUGUACACCUGGCAUUUAAAUGAUUGAGCUUUCGACCUGUGCCAAUGUUUAUAAGUACACUUAUAGAGGUUAGGACGAGGGACAGGGACAAGAUGGGAACCCGAUUCAUGGAUAUCGAGUUCCAACGGCCCAGUCAUGACACAGCGAAGCAGAGGGAACACCAUGACUACUUCCUACAGCCUUUUCAAGAAAAUGACGACUAUGACUCAGACUCUUUAGACUCAGAAGAUAGCUUUGAAGACACUUUGUUUUACCCCAUAUUAAGUGUUCCUGGAAGUAACGGACAGAGUAUCGCAGUCUGGUCACACCUAAAGUUUGAAAGCAUUGCCAUAUUCUCGCCCAGUUCUGGUGACACCAUGCAGAAGAUUGUGAAGUAUGCCGAGCAGAACUUAUCAUAUCUACGAGACCAGCAUAAGCUGAUGCUGCUUGCUCCCGGUCAGGUGACACCUGUAGACAUUAAAACGGUGUACAAUGUGCGGCCCGGAUCAGUCAUUAUGAUCCUGCCAGAUUCUUGUACCUUUGUCACAGUAGACAUUGGUCAGAUGAAGGCCAGUUUUACGCUCACUGUAGAUGUGACAAUGACCGUCUACAAAAUCAAAUCUCUAGUGAAGAAGAUGAAAGGAAUUCCGAUAGAUCGUCAAGAAAUUCUUUACCGGGAGAAGGCUCUGGAGAAUUCUCGCCGCUUAUUAGAGUAUCGAGUCAUCAACAAAUGUACGCUGUAUGUCAUGAUACAGGCCCAUUUUGACUUACUGGUUAACAUAGAGACAUUCUGGGGUAAAACCUACAGAUUCUAUGUAGAUCCCUGCUGCACAGGUACUGACAUCAUAUACAUGGUGUUUAAUCGCACAUUUAGUUGUGGCGGACCAGAGGAUGCUGGGAUACAUGAACUAUAUGUACCAAUCCAUAUGCUUGUACUUCAGUACAAGGGUAGCUGUGUCAAAGCUGACUUCUGUCUGGCAUAUCUUGGCAUACACACGGGUGAGACCCUCACCUUGACGACAGUCGGUCACCGUAGUAACCUCAAUCUCCAGUCUAUUUCCGUGGUGACAGAGUCAGGACAGAGGUACGGCAUUACAGUGUCUCAGUAUGAUAGGUGGUCCAUCCUUGCUUUCAUGCUUCAUGGUUUGACAAAUGUACCAGUUGACCUUGUACGACUGUACAAGGACAAUCAGCGGAUGGAACUUUCCUCUGUGAUUGGAGACCUACCAAACAACACGGUCAUCAUGAUGAAUAUUGUGUUGACUCACAUGGACACCGAUCUGGUGUUUGGCAUGCCUCUACGGGUGAAUCUUGGAAAUGGCAUCAUUGAGAACAUUCGGGUUGCCCCAAACAAACAUGUCAGGUCGGUCAAGAAGAAGUUGGAGCGACUUGGUGUGCCUAACGCCACGCAGUAUGAGCUCGUGGUUGGUAAAAGGAGACUUCCCAACAAAGCAUCAGUCCAACGUGUGGUGCUUGAUGUCACAUCCCCACUCUUUCUCCAACUCAACACAUUUCCUGUUUUCGCCCACACUCCUGAUGGAGUUAUAUACAAAACAAAUACAAAUACUUGCCAAACCAUUGGAGAAUUCAAAAAGAAAAUUCAAGCAAAAUCCUCACAUCCCAUGACAUCUUGUCGUAUAAUAAUGGCAGGAGAAGAAUUAAUUGGCCAGGACACAAGUAACCUUUAUGAAGCCGGGGUCAAUGUCAGAUCGUCUCUGUUCAUCAAAGCCAGUCAUAGUACACACUGUUUUUUCAUCAUAGGAAAUAACUGGAUGGUGAAGGUCCGAGUUCCAGUGAGACCAACGUCUGACGACAUUCGCCAGAGUGUCUGGGACACCAAGAAAGUCCCUGAGUGCAGCAUUAACUGUAUACUAACACUUCUUCACUGGUUCUACAUGCCUCGAAUGUCAGGCAAAAACACUGUUCCAGUCCAACGCCGGAUAAAAAAAAGAAUGCCUAUUGUAAGGGAAAGUCUGAUUCCAAUGGGAGAAAAUGAACUCGCCAUGGAAACAGAUUCCUUGCUUGAAAAAAGAAAAGACAAGAUUCAUCUAUCAUGUUUGUCAGCCACACAUUCCGUUCAUUCCAAGGAAGAGGAUUUUACUUCAAGGCUAAACAACAGCACUGCAGCAAGUGGUUUUAUUCACCCUAGUGUUCACCCCCAGUUUGAACCGACACAGUUCCUAGAUCACAAGGAUCAAAACACCACAUCUCAGGACAAGAGAAAGCCACAUGCGAAUUAUAGGAAAGAUAGCAACAACUCUAAUCUUAUCUCCAGAUCAAAGAACCCACCAUGGAUGGGGGAACUUCAACGUAAAAAUAAAACUAACCGCCUCAUCUUGUCAGACUUUGACAACAGACCAGAUUAUAUGUUUAGCACUUCAAAAAAGAAGAAGCCUCAUUUUGAGACAAGGAGCAUCCCUGAACAUCUACCAGACAUUCUACAAUGUAAUCCAAACAGGCAUAACCACCCCCUUCGCUACAAGGGCGUUAGCCCUCACCAAAACUCACACAUCCAUCGCAGGACGGGAUCAGAGGGUGAUGAAAGAGAGAAAGCUGUUCUCACAAGACCAUUCCAGCUAGUGGACCUCAGCCCUAAACGCAAACGGCGAGUUUAAUACGGGAAAAGGUCUAUCAGAGGGUGAACACAUUUAAAA
Molecule: messenger RNA, 2732 nt
Organism: Mizuhopecten yessoensis (Yesso scallop)
Lineage: Eukaryota; Metazoa; Mollusca; Bivalvia; Pectinida; Pectinidae
Exons: 2
Coding region: 144-2693 (849 amino acids)
Biological process (GO): modification-dependent protein catabolic process; protein ubiquitination
Cellular component (GO): cytoplasm; nucleus
Molecular function (GO): protein tag activity; ubiquitin protein ligase binding
Source: RefSeq, a predicted model, not a curated record